This is a messenger RNA of Salvelinus sp. IW2-2015, 1534 nucleotides long. RefSeq names its product protein POF1B-like. Gene Ontology annotation, biological process: actin filament organization; bicellular tight junction assembly; epithelial cell morphogenesis. Gene Ontology annotation, molecular function: actin filament binding. The record is from RefSeq and is a predicted model, not a curated record. Gene Ontology annotation, cellular component: bicellular tight junction; adherens junction; actin filament. NCBI's taxonomy places the organism in Eukaryota, Metazoa, Chordata, Actinopteri, Salmoniformes, Salmonidae.
GAGGAGGUUAAAGAGGAGAUGGUGAACAUCGUUAAGAAGAAGGUAGUGAAGAGGGUGAUAGAGAGCGUGUCUCAGGUGGGGAUAAAGAGUGAGGUGAGGGAGGUAGAGCCCGUGGUGAAGAUGGACACACGUUUCUUCGGAGAGCUGCUGGCGGAGGUUUACAGGAAGAACUGUGACAUCCACACCUGCAUCUCAGAACACGUGGCCAAGAUACGUGGAAGGAAACACCUCUUAGAUCCCAGUAAUGACUACAAGGUAGAGAGAGAGGACAUUGAGGCCCUGAUCCCCAAAGGAGCAUCUGAGCUGACCAAACAGCAGCUCCGCUACCUGCUGCAGACCCGUAUGACAGCUGACAAGACCAUGCGUCUCCUUCUGACUACCUUCAGCAGUCUGAGGGAGGAGCUGAUCCACAUGGCAGAAGAUCUGAGGCGUCUGGAGAGUGAGAAGGAGUCCCUGGAGAGAGACCUGAGCUUCAAGGCUGACCAGGCUGAGCAGUAUGACCGCCUCCUAGAAGCCAUACGAGAGAACAACAGACAGCUACAGAUAUCUCUGAAGGAGACCAGCUCCAGCCAGCGGACCCUGGAGACUCAGCUCCUGAGCAGCCGCACUACAGACUCAAACAGGGACUUCCGCAUCAAAGAACUGGAGGGCAGCUACCGAGCCCUGGAGAAGGAAAAUGAGAUGCUCAAACAGAAGUUGGCUGGCCAGUGCAGCAGUAGCACCAUUCAGAUGAAUACAGAGGAGCUGUCGCGUCAGUACUCAGAGCAGCUAGCUGCCCUGCGCCAGGAGAAGGACAAGGAACUGCAGAGCCUCAGGACCCAGCUGACGCGGAUCACCACAGAGUACACCACGGAGAGGUCAGGUGACAAGAGCCUGCAUCUCCGCAUCACACAGCUGCUGACAACACUGGAGCAGCGGGAGGUCGUCAUCAAACGUCAGGAAGAGGAGAUCUGGCGGUUGCAGCAGGAGAAGAAGAGAGACAGCUCCAAGAACGUCACCACGACCACUAUCACCAAAAGGUACAGGAACCAGUACCCCCUCCUGGGCCUGCUAACUGAUGACUACAAUUCCACAUCGCCCGUCAAGGAUACCAAGACCAUCGUAAUCGAGACCCGGACGGGGGAGAUGAUCAAACAGGAAAUCAUUACAACCCCUUAAAGACACUGCUUCUCUCGGACAAAUUACAACCCCUUAAAGACACUGCUUCUCUCUGCUCUGCACAGGAAUGAAUGACAAGAAGACCUUGACACCCUCCCCCCAGCAUGCUUCCCUCUCCCCGUCACUCCUCCUCGGGGCUCCCAGGGUGGUGGUGGCUGGGGUUAGGCACCCCUAUAUAUGGGAUGGGUGGUUUGGACCAAAUGGGGUUUGCUUGGACAGGAGGCUUCACUUUGGUUGGGAUGGGGGGCAUCAAAUACUCAACAACCAAAUAUGUUAUAGUAGAAGCUUAGCGGUUAAGAGUUAGGCCAGUAACCAAAAAGGUUGCUGGUUCGAAAUCCCUGAGCAGACUAGGUGAAAAAUCUGUCUGCCCUUGAGU